GGCGGGCGGUGGCGGCGCAGGGCGGCGGCUCCCACGUGCUCCCGACGGCCGGUGGAGACCGUUGCGGGUGCCGGCGGGCAGAGCAAGACUUCAAGCCUCUCGUGGAGCAGAGGCGACCGUCUAGCUAAAAAUGGUAUUUUUCACGUGCAAUGCAUGUGGCGAAUCAGUGAAGAAAGUUCAAGUGGAAAAGCACGUGGCUGUUUGCCAGAACUGUGAAUGCCUUUCUUGCAUCGACUGUGGGAAAGAUUUCUGGGGAGAUGACUAUAAGAACCAUGUGAAAUGCAUCAGUGAAGAUCAGAAGUAUGGCGGCAAGGGCUUCGAAGGCAAGACCCACAAAGGUGAUGUUAAACAGCAGGCCUGGCUGCAGAAAAUAAAUGAGCUGAUGAAAAGAUCCAAUGUCAGCCCCAAAGUGAAGGAACUCUUAGAGCAAAUCAGCGGAUUUGACAACGUGCCCAGGAAAAAGGCAAAGUUCCAGAACUGGAUGAGGAACAGUCUGAAGGUUCACAGUGAGGCAGUCCUGGAGCAGGUGUGGGGCAUCGUCUCGGAAGCAUCUGACGGCGAUCUGGAUGGUCACCAGAAGCCCCCUGGCCCGGUGGCCCACCCGCACACUGACAGUACCACCAAGACACCCUCUUCUGGUGCAGACGAGACGGCGGCAAAGUCCACAGAGGGGAAGAAGAACAAACGGGAACGGAAGGAGGAACGGCAGAAGAACCGAAAGAAAGAGAAGAAAGAGCUGAAAUUGGAGAACCACCAAGAGAACUGCAAGGGCCAGAAAGCCAAGAAGCGCAAGCUGGACCCGGCGGCCGAGGCCGGAGGGGAGACCGAGCCCAGAACCACCGGCCCCACGGGGAAGAAGAAGCGGAAAGGCCAGCAGGCUAUGAAUGGGGGCACCUCCGAGGACGGGGCGCCCCAGGCCAGUGCGGCCAAGCGGAAGCGCAAGCACUCGGAAGCUGCUGUGCCCGUGGAAGCGGCGUUCAAGAAGAAAGAGGUCCAGGUGCCAGACCAGGCUGAGGAUGGCGAGGCAGAAGACCACACAGAAGCACUCGCCCGAGGUAAAUUCAACUGGAAAGGGACGAUCAAAGCUUUGCUGAAGCAGGCGCCUGACAACGAGUUAGCUGUCAAGAAGCUAAGGAAGAAGGUGCUCGCACAGUACCACACCGUGUCGGGGGAGCAGCACCUGUCUGAGGAGGAGCUCCUGGCCAUCUUCAACAGGAAGAUCAGCAAGAACCCCAGCUUGAAGUUACUCAAGGACAAAGUCAAGCUUUUGAAAUGAACAUUUUUUUAUUUAAAAAAAAAAAACAGUGGAGUCCAUGCCGUCCACUUCUUCCUCUCACUG
This is a messenger RNA of Sorex fumeus (smoky shrew), 1339 nucleotides long. RefSeq names its product Ly1 antibody reactive (gene LYAR). NCBI's taxonomy places the organism in Eukaryota, Metazoa, Chordata, Mammalia, Eulipotyphla, Soricidae. The record is from RefSeq and is a predicted model, not a curated record. Bases 131 to 1276 code for a protein of 381 amino acids. Gene Ontology annotation, cellular component: nucleolus. Gene Ontology annotation, molecular function: DNA binding. Gene Ontology annotation, biological process: rRNA processing; negative regulation of transcription by RNA polymerase II. The transcript is spliced from 9 exons.